CGAUGCAUAAGCAACUUUGUGUACAGAUUUCGGGCUUUCCAUGGCAAGAAGGCUGUUUCAUGAAUACUUUCUGCAGCAAGUACUAGAGUUCUUCUCUUCUCUGAUUAAAUGCUUAGGGAACAACAUUGAGUUUGUGGUGCAGCCCUCACUGCAUGAUGGAAUGGAUGUUAGCAUUUCAUGGAAACUAGAAUGCACAAAGACUCAUGCACCUCUGGGAAAAGGUUUCAGCUUCAUCAUGUGCCAUCUCUAUCAAGGGAAAGUGACAAUAAGGGAGUGGCGGUUUGUGAGUGGUAAAAGUAAGGGGUGCACAGCAUUAUCCGUUUCGCCAUAGUUGAAUGCUAAUGCUAGAUACGGGUAAUUCAGGAACGUGGAGAUGUUUAUCGAGCCACUCCUUCAUAUGGAGCCGCUUAGAUUGGUAAGCAGUUUAUAAGAGUUAAUACCAAACUUAGUUCUCAAUAGAUGAUUUUUCCAUAUUUAGUUCUCCACCAAUAGUUUUGAAUGUCAUCAAAGUCGAGGACUAAACCUGAUAUUGACACGGGUAUACAAUUUGCAUACUCCUAGAAACAUGAACUCAUAAGUGAAAAGAGCUGUUUUUGUGCAGAAAAUGAGGUCUCUGUUGAUGAAUGCAAAGGAAAAGAUGAAUUCUCAAGAACCUGUGAGAGAUAAAACACAGAGGACUUUGAAAACACUCUGUGCUCUUCUCUGCAUUGCAGCAUUCAUAUUCUUUCUUGUAAACUCUAAAUGUACCUUAAGGCAUAGAACAAGGUUUGGAAGAUAAUGCAGAUUGCAGAAAAUGUAUUACGAUACACAGAUCCGCUAAACUUUGAUUGUUUGAAUCACGAUAUUCACACA
Molecule: messenger RNA, 852 nt
Organism: Ipomoea triloba (trilobed morning glory)
Lineage: Eukaryota; Viridiplantae; Streptophyta; Magnoliopsida; Solanales; Convolvulaceae
Exons: 4
Coding region: 41-331 (96 amino acids)
Source: RefSeq, a predicted model, not a curated record